UGGGUCGCCACACCAACGACCAACACCUCGGAGCCCGUGGUUUCGCUGCGCUGGGCGCCCAUGGCGACGGGGGGACCUUUGGACUCCGACGGGGAGCAGGACCCGCGGAUCCGCGCGGACCUGGACAAAGAGAUCCAGGCAGCAGAGGAGACGGUGCAGGCGCUGCGCCACUCGCUCUUGAAGGCGGAGCUGCGGCUGAAAGCCCUACGGCAGCGGCGGAACGGCGGCGGAGCGAGUCAUCCGGCAGAAAGCCAGCGCUGCACGGCGCCCAAGGAGGGGCUUUCGUCGAAACUGGUGGGCUUUGGCCAGCUGAAGGGCUUGGGAGAUUGGCUGGCGCAGCAGAGCAACAGCUUGCUUCAACAAGCCGAAGCCGCUGGGGAGCAGGAGGCGCAGCUCCGCACCCGGCGGCGGCAGCAGUUGGAGCGACAGAGCGAGGAGCAGCUGCAGCGGGACGCUGAUGCGGAGAGCGAACGUGUGGUACGGCAGCACGCGCUGGAUUUUCUGGAUCAAACCAAGGAUGACGGUCCGCCAUUGGACGUGCAAAAUGCUUCUGACGUGAACAAGCUCUUUUUUCAGUGGCUGCGAGACUUUCACAGCGAGUACGAUGACGCCUGGUUCGAGCAGAACUUGAUGCGAAUCGAUUUGGCUUUCCGCCACAUCUUCGAGGCAGCACUCCGCGAUUGGCGACCAGCGACCAGCGGUGUCGGCCCACGAUCCACGAAAAGAAGCGGUGUCGGCGUCGAGCGUGUUCGCGUCGCGUGUCGGGCCCGGAGCUCCGGGCCGGGAUGGAGUCCUGGAACUUUCGUGUUGAACCUAGGCAAGUGCAGGAACCGAACUCUACAUGACUUUUCCUGGUGCGUAGCGAAGGGUUCUCGUUGAAGUCUGGGGGUCUAGGAGGGUCUUGCAACCGUUUGAUGCUGUUUUGAGGUGUGCUUUCUGUGCCGUGAGAGGGCAAGGCCACCAUGAUUUGGACCCUCUCACACACACCAGGGUUUUGAGGGGCUCCGAUCACCAUA
This is a messenger RNA of Durusdinium trenchii, 1016 nucleotides long. Lineage: Eukaryota; Dinophyceae; Suessiales; Symbiodiniaceae. The record is from the annotation of a GenBank genome assembly.